Phragmites australis (common reed) is the source of this 1435-nucleotide messenger RNA. RefSeq names its product protein CHAPERONE-LIKE PROTEIN OF POR1, chloroplastic. NCBI's taxonomy places the organism in Eukaryota, Viridiplantae, Streptophyta, Magnoliopsida, Poales, Poaceae. Gene Ontology annotation, cellular component: chloroplast membrane. Bases 249 to 1097 code for a protein of 282 amino acids. The record is from RefSeq and is a predicted model, not a curated record. The transcript is spliced from 5 exons.
CGCGUAUUAGGAUAUUUAUAUCCGAUCUCGGCGGCGCUAUCCGUCUGGGCUUUGUGCUGCUGUGCCUUCUGCCUUCCGCACGCGUCGGCCAUUCAACCGCCGGCGGCCGGUGCUCUCGGCUCGGCCUCUGCCUUCCGCACGCGUCUCCCAUACACCGGCCGGCGCUCUCGGUCUCGGCUUCUGCCUUCCGCACGCGUCGCCCAUCGCAACGGGAAAAACGAUUCUAGACUAUUUAUCCAUCCAUUGAGAUGUUGGCUCACGGUCUAGCAACCGAUCCGCCGAGGACUUUGCGAUGUCCAGUUACUUCAAGGGUGUCAAGUGCGCCCUUGGGACUUGUCUCUUCGUUGAGUUUCAACGGGGGAUGCAUGGAAAAGAAUAAGAUUUUCAUCAAUGUGGAUAGAUACACAAAGUAUAGGGCUCCUUUCUGUUACACGCAGAGAAAUGCUAGAGUCACACCACUGGCAACUGCAUCAUUUGGUGACAUGGCCGACUCUUCGACUCCCAUCUUUCCUCGAAUCCACGUGAAGGAUCCAUUUCAGCGACUUGGAAUCAGCAGGGAAGCAUCUGAAGAAGAAAUUCGAGCUGCAAGAAACUAUCUGAUAAGCAAGUAUGCAGGCCAUAAGCCAAGUGUUGAUGCAAUUGAGUCUGCCCAUGACAGGAUUAUCAUGCAGAGUUUCUUUGAUAGGAAAAAACCAAAAAUGAAUCUCAAGAAAAAAAUUAGGGAACUGAGUCAGUCACGUGCGGUCAAGGCUAUUCAAGGAAGAUUUCAAACACCACCGAGCAAAGUCAUUUGGCAGACAGCAAUUACAUUUGUCUUGCUUGGAGCACUUACCCUUGCUUUUCCUACUGAAGAAGGACCAACUCUUCAGGUGGCCAUCUCUUGUGCAGCAAACAUCUAUUUCAUUUAUAAGAGGAUCAGAAGUGGAUGGCGAACAUUCUUUUAUGGGCUUGGAUCUUUCUUUGCUUCCUGGUUUCUUGGCACCUUCUUGAUGGUUUCUGUAAUUCCUCCUAUAUUGCCUGGUCCUAGAAACUUGGAAGUGAGCACCGCAUGUGUCACUUAUGCGCUUCUUUUUGUAUCAUCAACCUUCCUGAAGUAGGAGAUCUUCAUAUUUCCAUGGUAGCCCAUAGUCCUGCAGCAGUCGUCAACAUGGUAUCCUGCUUCAAAUAGCUUGUACAAUUCAUCGGCUCCUUUAUUUGUUUCUCAGAGUUGGAAAUGCUAGUUCUUUUGGCGAGUUGAUACUUGAUAGCAGUUCUCAGGUUGUAAUGUGAGAUGUAGAACCUUUUUUGCCCUUGCCCUUGAUAUCCCUUAAAGCAGAGAGUCUAAAACCUCAUGUAGGCAUUUUGGUUGCUGUAUCAAAUGCUGCUUUUUCUUUGGAUUGAUCAUAUGAGAUAAUAUUUAUGCGGAUUGAAAUGCUGAAGUAAGCUUACGGUUCCA